UCUGAUAAAAAGAAAAAAAAGAUUUAACAAAACCUCGUUGCCGCUGAGAAAAAAAAGGUUUUACCAAAACCUCCGACAUCGCCGUCGCCGCCGCUUCUCGUAGUCGUCUCCAUCAUCCUCCGUCGCCAUCUUCAACAUCACAAACUCCGAUAACUAAACCCUAACUUCAAUUCUGUUCGAUUCGAAUAUAUUGAUUGUUUGAUCCAUGGGGAAGAAAGGAGGAGCGAAAAAUCUCCCAAAACCGGAAUCAAAAUCUCACACUUCUAUUACACUGAGAGAAGAAGCCACUGGAAAAUUAAAAACGAAGCCAAUCGUUAACACAAAGUCACAUCUGAAAAUCGAUCAUUUGAAAAAACUUGCGGUGUGGACCACUACUAACCCUCACAUACCGUCUCUGAGUGCCUUCUAUGGUCAGCAUUUGGCCACCGUUUCAGAGGCUGCUGGUGUACCUCCUGAUCCUUCUCUACUCACUUGCCAAAGGUGUGAAACUGUUCUUCAUCCCGGCUUUAAUUCAACUGUACGAAUUGAGAAAAAUAGAUCAAAGGUCAGACACAGGCAAAAGAAGUUUGGCAACAUCGCCCAAAACAAUGUCGUGUACAAGUGCCAUUUCUGUUCACAUCAGAAUAUCAAGAGAGGUACCCCUAAGGGACAUUUGAAAAAACUAUGCCCGACAAAAGAUAAACCAUCCUUAGAAUCAACACCCGCCACAAAACCAAUUGUACACAAAUCUUUAAAAUUAGAGAAACACAUGGUAAGCAAAGAUGAAGGCGGUGAAUUACACACUGUUGGUUCAGAAGUUGUAGUUAAGGACGUCGCCCCUAUGAAGGGUCUGGAAACUCCGUUUAGUACAAGUACACCAACAUUGUUAGAAGCAAAGAAGAGAAAUAGAAACAAAUCCUCGUCCAAGAAUGCGUUUGAAACUCCAAGCAUGUCUGCAAGAGUAAAUACUCAGAGCACUGCGAGCAAAAGACGGAAAAAAUCAUGGACCAGUUUAAAAGAAAUUGCUAAGAGCAAAGAGAGUGAUAACAGUGGAGUUGCUAAUUCGACAAUCCCAUUUUUUCUAUAACUUGGAAGAUUUCUGCAUAGGUAAUUUAUUUUAAGAUUGAGCCGGAAGGUUUUCUCAGCCUAUUUCAAGCAAUUUUGUUGUUUUAGCUGUGUUUGAUGCUCUCUAUUGUAGGACAUUUUUUUUAUUGAGGACUGAGAAUAUUUAAUUUUAGUCGUGGAUGAAAAUGAUGGCUCAGAUUAAUUUUUUAAUUCAUAACCAACUUUUUUGUUCUA
This is a messenger RNA of Lathyrus oleraceus (garden pea), 1278 nucleotides long. RefSeq lists its product as uncharacterized. Lineage: Eukaryota; Viridiplantae; Streptophyta; Magnoliopsida; Fabales; Fabaceae. Gene Ontology annotation, biological process: RNA processing. The record is from RefSeq and is a predicted model, not a curated record. The coding region runs from base 206 to 1066 and encodes 286 amino acids. The transcript has 2 exons.